AUGGUUUUACUGUUGCUCAAGUCAAACCGAUUUGACUGUAAGCCCAUCAGAAAGGUCGCUCAGGGAGCGGACCCCCAGCAGGGCCCUGCAGACGAGGCGGGGAGAGUUCUGGGCUCCUGGGGGCCCUGGGGCCCCUGGGCGACGUGCUCGCGUUCCUGUGGGGGAGGGGUACAGGAGCGGUCCCGCUCGUGCCUGCCCCCUCGGCCCCCCGCCAGGCUGGCCGCUCCAGCUCCAGCCCUGCUCCCUGGGCGUGUGGUGUCCGCCCUGCGGCCCUAUGUGCCUCUGCUCCGCCAGAACCCCAACGGCACACACCGGAGGGGGUACCCCUCCUCUACACACAGGGGAGCAGGCGAGAAGCGCAUCGCUCCGGGCAUGUACGGCUAUGGGAAGGUGCCGUACGCCAUGCCGCUGCAGACAGCCGCUGACCCAGAGAGGGGGGCGUCUCAGUCCUCCCCGCCCGGCUCCCGGUCUCCGGCCCAGCUCAGGAGCCCGUGGCAUGGCGUGCGGCAGCGCAGUCCUCACCACAGCUCCGCCGGCGCCCGGCACACGCUCCUCCAGUCCCAGCCGAGGACCGGCCCGGCCAGGCCCUACCUGUACCAGCCCGGCCCUGUCCACACUGCCCAGAAACCUCCGCACACCAGCAGCCAGUCCUCCCCUGUCUGUGGAGGAGACCCGAAGCAGUUCAUGAUGUGCAGCACUCAUUCUUGUCCCCCAGCCAGUCCACAGAUCAGAGUGCUGCAGUGUUCCUCUUACAACAAUGUCCCCUUCAUGGGUCGGCUGUACAACUGGGAGCCUUUCAUCGAAGUUCAGGGUGACCUGCAGUGCCAGCUCAACUGCCGCGCUGUCGGCUUCCGUUUCUACGUGCAGCAGUCGGAGAAGGUCAUCGACGGGACGCCGUGCGGCCAGAACGGGACCUCCGUCUGCGUAGCGGGGAAAUGUCAGAGUUUGGGCUGCGAUGAGUUUCUGGGCACAGAUAAGGUGAUGGACAAGUGCGGAGUGUGUGGCGGGGACAACACAGCCUGCAGAGUAGUCUCUGGGACCUUCAAGCACACCUUAUCUAAGGUGGGCUACCACAAGAUUGUGGAGAUCCCAGAGGGUGCCACCAGGAUUAACAUCACCGAGAUGGUCAAGAGCCGGAACUACCUGGCUCUCCGCAGUCGUUCUGGACGCUCCAUCGUCAAUGGGGACUGGGCCAUUGACCGCCCAGGGAAGUAUGAGGGCGUGGGCACCAUGUUCACAUAUCGUCGGCCCAAUGAGAUACGCAGCACUGCUGGAGAGUCCUUCUUGGCAGAGGGGCCCACCAAUGAGAUCCUUGAUGUUUAUAUGAUCUACCAGCAGCCCCAUCCUGGAGUGCAGUAUGAGUUUGUUCUCCCUGGUGAGAAUGCAGUCAGUCCACAGGUCCCUCUUGAUAAAACGCCCAAUGGAAACACCUUAAAUGGUCAGGGGGGACGUGAACAGACUAGUGCUGGCAGGUACCCUUCUCAGACGCCUGACAACAAAGUGCCAGUCCCCCAACCACCCAGACACCACCGAGAGCACAACUGGAAACUUGCGGGGUUCACAGACUGCAGUGCCUCCUGUGGGAAAGGUACCAGGCACACAGUGUUCCGCUGUGUCCACAGGGCCACUCAUGAGCAGGUGACGGACAGCCUGUGUGACAGUGCCUCUAAGCCCAGCCCACAGGCGGAGCCCUGCAAUAUGCUGCCCUGCCCUGCCUUCUGGGACAUUGGCGAGUGGUCGGAGUGCAGUAGGACCUGUGGCCUGGGCAUGCAGCACAGACAGGUCCUCUGCCGGCAGGUGUACGGCGACCGCACCCUGAACGUGCACACGGGUCGCUGCCAACACCUGGAGCGACCCGAGACCACCAGCACCUGCCAGCUGAAGAUCUGCAGCGAGUGGCAGAUCCGCACCGACUGGACGACCUGCUCGGUUCCCUGUGGGGUGGGCCAGAAGUCCCGGGAGGUGCGCUGCGUCAGCAACGUGGGCGACUUUGUGGCCGACCAAGAGUGCAACAUGAAGCUGAGGCCCAACGACGUAGAGAACUGCGACAUGGGUGCCUGUGCUAAGAGCUGGUUCUUUACCGAGUGGGGCAGCCAGUGCUCCGCGGAGUGUGGAAUGGGAGUGCGUACACGGAGCGUGCUGUGCCUGACCAAUCAGAUCAGCAGCUUGCCCCUGGAGGGCUGUGGGCUGGAGCGCCCCCCAGAGGCCCAAGCAUGCGACAGCGGCCCCUGUCACAAUCAAAUCGAGUGGUUCACUGGACAGUGGAGCCAAUGCUCUGCGGAGUGUGGUAUGGGCAAUCAGCAGAGGCAGGUGGUGUGCCUGAUGAAGUCGGAGGAAGGCCACGCAGUGCUGCCGCCCUACGAGUGCUCGUCUCUGGACCGGCCCUCCAGCCAGCAGAACUGCCAGCUCAAGGCCUGCGGUGCCAAGUGGUACCACACCGACUGGAGCGCCUGCUCCAAAACGUGCGAGGGGGGGUUCCGUGUGCGAGAGGUGCGCUGUCUCUCCGACGACAUGCUGCCCAGCGAGCGCUGUGAGACCCAGCUGAGGCCAGAGGAGCGCGAGGCCUGCAGUCCGGUGCCUUGCGUCCCUGAGAUAGAUGAGAACUGUCGAGACAAAUAUUUCAACUGCAACGUGGUGGUUCAAGCGCGCCUGUGUGUGUAUAAUUACUACAAGACGGCAUGUUGUGCAUCCUGCACACGAGUGGCCCGAAAGCAGUCAGGUUACCGAGGACGCAGAUGA
Messenger RNA from Conger conger (European conger), 2739 nucleotides. Its product is annotated as thrombospondin type-1 domain-containing protein 4-like. Gene Ontology annotation, cellular component: extracellular matrix. Gene Ontology annotation, molecular function: metalloendopeptidase activity. Gene Ontology annotation, biological process: extracellular matrix organization. Lineage: Eukaryota; Metazoa; Chordata; Actinopteri; Anguilliformes; Congridae. The transcript has 16 exons. Bases 1 to 2739 code for a protein of 912 amino acids. The record is from RefSeq and is a predicted model, not a curated record.